Megalobrama amblycephala (Wuchang bream) is the source of this 4504-nucleotide messenger RNA. It is a transcript of the gene stat1a, whose product is annotated as signal transducer and activator of transcription 1a. The transcript is spliced from 26 exons. Gene Ontology annotation, biological process: regulation of cell population proliferation; type I interferon-mediated signaling pathway; regulation of transcription by RNA polymerase II. Gene Ontology annotation, molecular function: DNA-binding transcription factor activity, RNA polymerase II-specific; RNA polymerase II cis-regulatory region sequence-specific DNA binding. The record is from RefSeq and is a predicted model, not a curated record. The coding region runs from base 207 to 2639 and encodes 810 amino acids. NCBI's taxonomy places the organism in Eukaryota, Metazoa, Chordata, Actinopteri, Cypriniformes, Xenocyprididae.
AAACACGCACAGGCGUGCUACUCGAGCAGUUAAAGUCGGACAUCUACUGGAAAGACUACUGGGAAUUCAAUAACAAAUCGACAAUAACAGGGAACUUGCCUGUUCUUCCUCAUUUUUCUGCUGCUGUUGAAGACACAUUAAACAUAUAACUGCGGAUUCUUACUUUAAUCGUAUUUGGAUUACAUUUGGAGCCCACAGUCGCAGAAAUGAGUCAGUGGUUGGAGCUUCAACAACUGGAUUCAAAGUUUCUGGAACAGGUUGACCAACUUUACGAUGACAACUUUCCAAUGGCCAUCCGGCAGUACCUCAGCAGCUGGAUAGAAAGCCACGACUGGGACCAUGUUGCUAAUGUGGAGAACGAGUCCCUGGCCACCGUGAGGUUUCAUGAUCUUUUGACCCAGUUAGAUCACCAACACAGCCGCUUCGCGAUGGAGAAAGACUUCCUGAACCAGCAUAACAUCCGCAAGAUCAAGAGGAACUUGCAGAACCUCUUCCAAGACAAUCCUGUUUCCAUGGCGAUGAUCAUCAGUAGGAACCUUAGCGAGGAAAGGAAGAUUCUGGCUUCUGCCCAAAUGUCAGAGAAUCAAACCAGCAGCACCCAAAACGACAUGAUCGUGGAGAAACAUCGAGAAAUGGACGGAAGGGUGAAAGACAUAAAGAACAAAGUGCAGGACACUGAGCAGAUCAUCAAAAAUCUGGAAGACCUGCAAGACGAAUACGACUUCAAGAGCAAAACUCUUCAAAGCAGAGAGGAACUCAACGGGACUAUUUCAAAGGAAGACCUGAAUCGGGAGAGACUGACCAUCCGCGCCAUGUUUAUGAAACUCCACGACACAAGAAUAAACGUGAUUGGUCAGAUGUCAGAGGUGUUGAACCUUAUGGAUCCAGUGAUUUUUGAGCUGAUCUCAACAGAACUGGCCGAAUGGAGGCGCAGACAACAGAUGGCUUGCAUUGGUGGGAUGAGUAAUGUCUGCUUGGACCAGCUUCAAAACUGGUUUACAUCUCUCGCAGAAUCUUUGCUUCAGCUCAGGCAGCAGCUCAAGAAACUUCUGGAGCUGGAGCAGAAGUUCACAUAUGACACCGAUCCCAUCACCCUCAGCAAAAGCACUCUGGAGGACAGGAUCAUGUUAAACCUCAAAACUCUCAUAACAAACUCCUUGGUAGUCGAGAGACAGCCAUGCAUGCCAACCCAACUGCAAAGACCUUUGGUGCUGAAGACAGGUGUUCUGUUCACUCUCAAAUUACGGCUGCUCAUAAAACUUCAGGAAUUCAACCACACUGUUCGAGUGAAAGUGCAGUUUGACAAGGAUAUCGUUGAGAAACGGAAAGGGUUUCGUAUGUUCAACAUCUUGGGAACGGCCAUGAAGGUGAUGAACAUGGAGGAAUCCAAUGGAAUGGCAGCAGAAUUCCGUCAUUUGCAACUGAAAGAGAAGAAAGUUACCGGAAACAGAACUAGUGAGGGCCCUCUGAUCGUCACAGAGGAACUUCACUCCAUCACCUUUGAGGCUGAGCUUUGCUGGUCUGGACUGGUCAUGAACUUUGAGACUACAUCUCUGCCCAUAGUUGUGAUCUCCAAUGUCAGUCAGCUACCCAGUGGAUGGGCCUCCAUCAUGUGGUACAACAUGCUGACCUCUGAUCCAAAGAACCUUUCGUUCUUCGUGACCCCUUCUUCAGCUACUUGGGGGCAUCUAGCAGAGGUGCUGAGCUGGCAGUUCUCCUCCAUCACCAAAAGAGGUCUUAAUCAAGAACAGUUAAGCAUGCUGGGAACUAAACUGCUGGGUGCUAAAGCAAUGAUGGAUCCUGAAGCUCAGAUUCCUUGGAAUAAAUUUUGUAAGUCUGGCAGCGAGAAGAACUUCACCUUCUGGCUGUGGAUUGAAGCAAUUUUGGACCUUAUAAAGAGACAUCUGCUGAGCCUGUGGGAUGAUGGGUGCAUAAUGGGGUUUGUGACCAAGGACCGAACAAAAUCUCUGCUCUACGAUAAAGCUCCCGGCACGUUUCUGUUGCGCUUCAGUGAGAGCAACCGCGACGGAGCAAUCACAUUCAGCUGGGUCCAACAUGACGCAAACGAAGAGCCGCAGAUUCGCUCCGUGGAGCCCUACACGAAGAAGGAACUCUCUGCCGUCUCACUUCCCGACAUUAUUCGCAACUAUCGCGUGAUGGCCGCCGACAACGUCCCAGAAAACCCUCUGCGCUUCCUCCAUCCCAAUAUACCCAAAGACGACGCCUUCAAAAAAUACUAUUCCAAGCCUACCGAUAAGCAAGAACCAAUGGAUGUCGACAAGAAGUCAGAUGAGGGAUACAUCAGCACCACUCUCAUCUCCAUUUCUGAAAUCGAUUCAGACCAACUGUGUUUGAAUUUUAGGAAACCACAAGAUUAUAAUGACACGCUCAUGCCAAUGUCACCUGAGGUUUACGGCCAGCUGGAGCAGGAGGUGAGACAACUGGGAUUCAUUGAUCCACUGUCAUUGGUGAAUGGGGCUGAACCGAACAUCUCCCGCCUCGGCCUUCAUCCUCCCGUCCCGCCGACAACCGAUGAUAUAGGGCAGGACCGACUAUCUCCCGCCCCGGCUUUCACCCUCCCGUCUCGUGGCGCCGACAUCUGGUGCCACAGUCGGCAGUACGUGUCCACCAAUGACUAACCGAUACGAUAUCCGACUGGAGCCGUCAGACUUAAGUAUCUCUUAAGGCACCUGAAAGAAGACAGAUGACUCAUAAAAAGUAGAAAUGUUUCCAUCAUUCUGUGUUUUUAAUAGCGCAAAUGAAAGAACAAUUUGUCUGAGGUAUAGCCUGAGGUAUAGGGUUUGGUAUUCCUCUCUUUUUCAUUCUAACAGAGGAAAUUAUUAGAAAAACACUGUCAUCUAUAGCAAAAAGACAACUGCUGAUUUAGCCCUCAUAGUAAUGCUACUGUUACCUCAGCACUUAGUCUAGAAAAUUAAGCAACUUUUAAGGCAGGGAAGUUGUGUACUAAUAGCACUUCAUUCAGUAUAGCACUUCACUUUCUAAUAUGCCAAGUAAUAAAUGAUUGAAUGAGAAAGUUAAGAAUUUCACAACUGUUUAAUCUGUCAUUUCUAUAAAGAAAAUUAAACCCAUUUUUAGGACUAUUAAGAUUUUUUUUUAAAUAGUUUCUCCAUCGUUUCAAUGGAGAAACUAUUUUAACUGUAAAACAUUUACAUCGCAGCAGUUUUUGUUGUACUGCCAUUAAUUUAUGCUGAUUUAAUUUAACAUUUGUUAGUACAGGAAGUUUUACUGUAAUAUAAGGGAAUUGGUGUAUUACAAUAAUGAAAAUCCAUUAUGAGAAUAAUAGAAAUGAACAAACAAAUUGUCAUAAUGAAAUAAAUAAAACAAGAAUUUAAAAAUUGUCCUAAAUUAGGCUUCAUUUUCUUUAAGAAAAAUAUAAUUUCUUAAACUUGUUCUGUUAGAUUUUGGGUAAAAACAAGAUCUGGAUGUGUUUUGUAAGAUUUACUCAUAAAGAACUAAGAAAUGCAGGAAUUUAGAUCUGAUUAAACAUUUAAGCUGUUAGGUGUUUAUUUUCUUAAACACUGUUUCUGUAUAUGUGAAAAAAAUCUUUGAUCUGUUUUCUUAAACUUGCUGGUGCUUUAUUAGUAUUAUGUCCACUUUAUGUACUUUGUUGUCGUUUCUACUUUUUGCACUGGAUUGUAUGGCUAAGUUUAGUUAAUUACAGAAUAUUUUUUGGGCUUUAUAGACAAGUACUGUGGAAAUCCAAUGUUUUGAAAUGCCUUAAAAAUUUGCACCUUAAAAAUUCGACUAACAAUAUGAAACCCCCCCCCACACACAUUCACGAGAGCAUACCUGGAAAGCAUAGUAAUCUGUGUUCUAGGUCUUUAUUGUUUUAUCUAGUAUUUUUUGUGGAAUAUAUUUAUCAGCUUAAAUCUAGAACAUUUACAGCACUGCAUAAUUAAAAUCAAAGUCAAAGGAAAUUUCACAACACAACGAUGAAAUACAUUCAUAGUAGUAAAUAAAUGCUGAAAAAAUGUAACAGCUUUCUAAAAUUACAUAAAGCAACAAAAAUGACUAAAGUGCGACACAUGGAAAUGAACAAAUUUGGAUACGAUCAAUGGCCUACUUUUGUUGUCUUCUGGUUGUGUUGCUUCCUUUUUUUUCCCCCCAAUAAAUAACAUUUCCAGGUUAAGCAUGUAUAUACACACACAUUACAAAACACAUUUACAAUACUUCAACAAUAGUGUCCAACUAGAAAAUAUUCACAUAUCUGAGACUGACUCAGCUUUGGAGGUUUUUCAAGUAUAUGCACGCCUCUUUAUCAUCCAAACUGUACAUUAAAACAAUCUGUGUGCUUCUCCGCAUACAACGUGCUUAUAGACAUGUAACCAAAGAAAUUCUCAGUUACACAACUGGUGGGACAUGUUUAGACUACAUUUUAACCAUUGCAGAAUGUUAAUACCAGUGCUUUUUUUUGUUUUGUUUUCAGCUUUCAACCUUACUUGUCACUUAACCAUGUACUAAGAAUAAAACACAAAAUGUCAAA